This is a messenger RNA of Amoebophrya sp. A25, 337 nucleotides long. The record is from the annotation of a GenBank genome assembly. NCBI's taxonomy places the organism in Eukaryota, Dinophyceae, Syndiniales, Amoebophryaceae.
GCCUCCCACCACCAUCGAAGACCCCUAGAGAACAGCCGGGCAGCUGGAAGGGAGCGGGGGGGAGGUCACGGGGCCUCCCUUUGAGGUCUUCCACCCCCGGCAGACGCCUUCAAAAGGGGGGGCGCCGUCGCCCCGCGCCCUGGGACAUAUAUGGGCCGUUCUCUUUGCUUCUUAGUCCUAAAGAUUUCCUGGUGUGUCCAUGUAGUUGUCGUCGUUUUACUGACGAAGGUUUUGCUUUUGAUGUGCUAUGUUUUGUUAUUGUUCAUCAAUCCCCCAUGCUUGAGCUCGUGCUUUUUGUCGUGAAUGAUCGUGUGCUUGUUAUUGGAGGCAACUUAUU